CAAAGCGAGCUAUUCCAUUAUCAGUUUCGUCUUCAAUUGGAUCGUCAUCAUGGUCACAUACUAGAGAUUCCGCAGUAAUAUACUGCGUAUUAUAAUCAUCUUCCCAAGAUUGUUUGUUAUUCUGAACCUCCGGUACUUGUGUUAAUUCUUUAUUAAUUAAAUUUGAUGAUUUAUUAUUUGUAGGCCAUAGAAACUGAUUUUGAAUCAAUGAUGGUGUUUGUGGUAUUAAGUUUUGUUCAAUAUGAGACUGAAUCCAAUGUUGAUUUUCAUAAGGUAAAUUCUUAUCUAACGUCGAAUAAAGAUUAGAACCUUGAAAAUUUUGAUUAUCAACCGCAAAUUCUUGAGCAAAAAAUUCAUCAUCUAUACCUCCGUAUGUUAGAUCAUUACUACUUUCGUAAUGACUUUUAUAGAGAGAUUGAUUAUUGUCUUGAAAACCAUUCAAGUCACUAAAUAUAAUUUGGUUACAAUCUUCGUGACACAUGUUGAAACGAUUAUUUACAUUACUGAUGACUUCUUGACAAUUACUUUGAAUUGCAUUUUCGGAAUUGAAGAAAUUAACAUUCAUAUGUUCCAAAUUAGUAUUCUCUACGAAUAUUUCUUGUCGAAUCUUUUCAUCGUUUUUUACAAUUUCAUUUCCAAAUUCGGUAUUAGUAUUGUUGAUGCUGCCACAGUCUUCUUUCGCAAGCUUACAUGAUUGUCCAAUCUUUGCACCUUCAGCAAUAACUGCAUGUGAAAGUCGAUGACUUUGAUAUGUUGUAAUUUUGUUAUCUGAAGUAGAUAUUUUUUGAUUUUUUUGAUUUUGUUGAUUUUGCAACUGUGACGAAAGUAAUGAUUUUCGUUUAAUCCAAGUUGGAUCAAAAUGUAUGUCCAUUCUCUCAUUACAAAGAUUGUUAUCAUUUUCUUCUGAAGGUAUUGCACGAUUAUUUGGAAAAUUUUUUAUACUUUCAUCAACUGGCAGUCGUUUUGAAUCAUUAUCCAAUUCCAUAUUAUCAUUUGUCAUCUUUUCUUGUACAGAUAAUGAUUCAUAUUCAUGUUUAGGCGCAGUUUCCUCAACUUUAGAAUCCUUUUGAUAAAUAC
Molecule: messenger RNA, 1077 nt
Organism: Rhizophagus irregularis DAOM 181602=DAOM 197198
Lineage: Eukaryota; Fungi; Glomeromycota; Glomeromycetes; Glomerales; Glomeraceae
Source: RefSeq, a predicted model, not a curated record